UACCCGCCGUACCUGUCUAUCUGCUUGCCGACUACCUACCCACCUACCUACCUAUAUCUUGCUUUACUUCUAGAGACCACUUGAUCCGGAUAGUGUCGUGUCCGGCAGACAGCGGCCCUGUCUCGAUCUCUACUGAGGACCCUCAAACCCGCACGCGGGCCUUGCUGUAGCGCUUGCCGUCAACAUGCCCGAGGACAGGCCGUCUGAAGCCCGAGCGCCCGCGCUGUCCGCCUCACCUCCCUUAUCACCCCCCUCGUUAUCCCCCUCUCCGACACCUCCGAUUCUCUUCCCAUCCGAAGACGACGUUCCCGUGCCCCCGUGGGUGCGUCAAGGCCCGCAGAGAUCCUCGUCCGGCGCGAAUGCCCGUCGGCUCUCGACGCCCUACUCCCGCUCCGCCGCCAACGAUGACCCCGGCCGCGCCCCCCUCGGCCGCCGCAUCCUACACGCGGUCACGUCCUACGUGAACAAGGCGACCGAACUAUUCUACAGCCUCACCCUGACGAAGCGCGUCCUCCUCAUCCUCGCCUACCUCGUCGUCAACGUCCUGCUCGUGCUCUUCCUCGUCUACUCGCACCGCAUCUUCGCCGCCCUCGAACCCGUCGCCGCCGGCUGGCGCGCCCUCCCGGCCGGCUGGAUCCUCGUCUUCCUCAUCACCUGCGCCUCGGCCUUCCCGCCCAUGAUCGGCUACAGCACCUGCGUCACCGUCGCCGGCUUCGUCUACGGCUUCCCCGGCGGCUGGCCCAUCGUCGCGUCCGCCACCGUCGUCGGGUCGGGCGCCGCCUUCCUCGCGAGCCGCACCGUCUUCAGCCGGUACGUGCACUCGCUCGUCGGCGGCGACAAGCGGUUCGUGGCGCUGGGCCAGGUGCUGCGCCGCGACGGCAUCCUCGUCCUCGCCGCGAUCCGGUUCUGCCCGCUGCCCUUCAGCCUGAGCAACGGCUUCCUGGCCACGAUCCCGAGCAUCUCGCCGGCGCGGUUCGCGCUCGCGACGGCGCUCGCGACGCCGAAGCUGCUCGUGCACGUCUUCAUCGGCAGCCGCCUCGCGCUGCUGGCCGAGAGCGGCGACGCCAUGUCGGUCGGCGACCGCGCCGUCAACUACCUCAGCAUGCUGCUCGGGUCCGCGCUCGGCAUGGCGCUGGGGCUGCUCAUCUACCGCCGCACGAUGGCGCGGGCCAAGGAGCUCGCGCGCGAGGAGGCGGCCGCCGCGAGCGGCGACGAGUUCGCCGAGCUCGACGGGGACGGCGCCGACGCUGCCGGCGAGUACGGCGAUCUCGAGGAGGGCCUGGCGCGGCGGAACGGCGCGAGCGGCGGCGGCGGCAGCGGCGGCGGCGCGAGGACCAGGAGGAGGGGCGAGGCCGACGAGGCCGCGCUCAUGGACGACGACGACAUCUCCCUCUGGGAGGCCGACGCGUUCUCGUACCGCGACGAGGACGAGGACGAGGACGAGGACCGCGAGGCGGAGGGGAGGCGGACGGCGGACGCUAACGAUAGUGGUAGAGGGAGGGGAAGAAGAAAUAGCAGAAACGGCCACGGCCCUUAAGGGCGCACGCGCGCAGGGGGAAAAAAAGAAAAAGAAAAAAAGGAAGCCCGUAUGGAAUAGAAAGAGGGGAUGGAUGGCAAGGGGCGAUGACAGCCAUCGAACAGCUCUUUUUUUUUUUUUUCUAAUUUUGGAAUCGGAAACUAGAAAUCCCAGAGAACCGCAUACCUACGAUAAGAGGUUUUCUUGUUCUUGUUCGUCUCUCUUUCUUUUUCUUUCUUCCGGGUAAAGGUGCAAAAGAGGGACCUAGGGGGGGUAUCGAAAGAGA
Durotheca rogersii is the source of this 1802-nucleotide messenger RNA. RefSeq lists its product as uncharacterized. Lineage: Eukaryota; Fungi; Ascomycota; Sordariomycetes; Xylariales; Xylariaceae. The record is from RefSeq and is a predicted model, not a curated record. Gene Ontology annotation, biological process: mitotic spindle elongation; vesicle-mediated transport. The transcript has a single exon. Gene Ontology annotation, cellular component: Golgi membrane. The coding region runs from base 185 to 1537 and encodes 450 amino acids.